Messenger RNA from Vanessa atalanta (red admiral), 4266 nucleotides. RefSeq lists its product as uncharacterized. Bases 106 to 3648 code for a protein of 1180 amino acids. Gene Ontology annotation, molecular function: protein binding. NCBI's taxonomy places the organism in Eukaryota, Metazoa, Arthropoda, Insecta, Lepidoptera, Nymphalidae. The record is from RefSeq and is a predicted model, not a curated record. The transcript has 18 exons.
UUGACAAUAAACAUUGGUCGGCUGGCUGAUAAAUAUUUUGCACAUUUAAUAAAUAAAAAAUGUUUGUUCAAAGUAACUCUUUAUACGCAUGUUUGAGAUAACGCAAUGGGAACUUUAAAUAUUGCUGAAUGGUCCCCGGACCAAGUCGCAGAAUGGAUGUCAGGAUUGGGACCCAAAGUGGCGCAGUAUGUGCCAGAGCUACACAAGAAAGGAUUAAAUGGCGAAAAAUUGCUGACUCUUCGAUGUGAUGACUUGGAAUAUCUCGGUAUUCACAUAAUAGGCCACCAAGAAUUGUUGUUAGAGGCAGUAGAACAUUUACGAAACUUUCACUAUGAGAUUUCAAGAGAAUGUGUGCAGCAGUUAGCUCUACGAGUGUCAUCUGCAGCAGCCUCUCUAGCUCGAGCGUUACGUCAUCAUGUUGACGCUCGCUUAGAGACUCACUCUUUAGCUGAUGUUGCAAGGACUGUGCAUGCUGUUAAGCCUCUCGUUUGUUGGUUAGAUAGGUGGCCGCUGGGCUCCGGGUCACCGCUCGCAGAACGUAAGGCGGCCCUGUUGAAGCUAUCCUUGGAAGCGGCCACAUGUGCCCAGAGAGACAGGUUUGCCGAGCAACCUGCCCGAGCGGUGGCCGCGGCCGCAGCGGCAGUCGCUGCCGUCGCGGAUUAUAUCAUUCAGGACGUGUCGGACCCCACCAUCCUGCAGCCGGCGUGGCUCGGCGCCGUGUCGCUGCGCCAGGGCGAGCGCGCGCUGGGCUUCGAGGUGGUGCCGUCGUUCUGCGGACACCACCAGCUCGCGCACAUCCGCUUCGCCUCGCCCGCGCAUGCGUCGGGCCUCGUGCACGAGGCCGACGAGAUCGUGCAGGUGGGCGGGAAGUGCGUGAUCGGGUGGAGCGGCGAGGCGGUGGAGCGCCUGUGCUCGCAGACGGCGCGCAGCGGGCUCGACCUGCAGCUGCGACUGCGCCGCCGGGGGGCCCGCGCGCUCCCCGCGCUGCCGACCCCCCCGCUGCGGGCGCCGCGGCCCCGCGCGAGGCCACGUCUGCCGCCCCUGCACGCACAUCUCAGAUUGCACAGGUACGAGCUGGAGUUCCCCCGCGCCGCGCGCGCGCCGCCGCCCCCGCCCGCGCCCGCGCCGCGCUCCCCCUCGUCGUCCGACAGCGAGCUGUCGCCGCCCGCCUCGCCCACGCACCCCGACGCCAACAGGCUGUACCCGCCCAAGCCGGCGGCGCGGCGCGCGCGGCGACACUCCGUGUGCGGCGCCGAGCAGCCGCCGCGCCCGCCGCCCGCGCUCGAGCGGUUCUGGCGGGAGCUGCAGCAGCAGCGCUGGGCGCACGGCGGCAGCCCCGAGCCCGACGACUCCACCCUCUACCGCCGCGACAAGGCGGUGUCGUGCAGCACCGGCCUCCAGUUGUCGCCUCGGCCGCGGACCUGCCUGGGCGUCCCGCGCCCGUUGCCCGCUCCGCUGCCCGUCCCGCUCGCCGCUCCGCUCCCCGCCCCGUCGCCCACUCCUCCCCCCGCGGCCGGUCGCGGGAAACUCGACAAGAGUCACUCGACGCCGGCGUACGACUUCGAGCCGUCGUCGGAGCUCGGCCCGCUGGCGGCGCAGACCAUCCCGGAGUCCCCGACCACGCCCACCGCGGAGGGGCCGACGCUACCUCGUCUGGAGAAGGCGGGACAGAUUCUCGACUUCAAGAAGUCGAGCUCGCAGAUCGAGGAGGCGAUUCAGCAGAGAAAUCGACGAGCUAACGUCGACGACGAGAGAACGGACGCUUUCACCGACGAGGAUAUUCGACCGAUCGACGAGGACUCCAAGCUGGAAAUCGUCGAGACAGUGAACGUGGUGCUCAGCGACCGAGUCGAAGCGAACGAGAGGACGGUGUCGAGGGAAUUCAGGAGGGUCGAAAAAAAGGAGACGAGGGCAUCGACGAAGGUUUCGGCGGACGACACGAGUAGCGACGAUCAAAUACCGAUUCCUGUCAAAUACCCCAAGCCACGAAUAACCGAACGAUACAGACCGACCGAGUUUCCCCCCGAGCCUCCCCCGCGUCCCUCGCACACGCAACGGGCGCCGCGCGAGCCCCCGCCCCCCCCGCGGGACGCGCCCCCCAGGGAGCCCCGCGAGGCGCCGCGCUCGCUCGCGCAGCCGUCGCAGUCGCUGCAGUCGCUGCGGCCCAUCAGCAAGCGGGACAUCCAGCUGGUGGUGUCGGAGCGGCGCGCCAUGCCGGCGCUCAACGGCGCGGCCGACGCGCUGGCGGCCGACGGCGCCGCGUCCCCCGCGCCGCCCGCGCCCCUCGCGUCCCCGAGCACGACGCCGUCGCCCGCGCCGCCCGCCGCGCGCGGCAUCUUCCCCACCUCCAAGUCGCGCAGUCUCAAGAAGAAGAACUCCAUCCUGGCCAAGCGGCGCAGCGUGUCGGCGCGCUCGCUGUCGGCGCGCGGCGCGGCGGGGCGCGUGUGGCAGCGCGUGCGCUCGCGCGCCGGCCCGCAGCCGCGCUGGGCCGCGCGACACCUGCUGCUGGCGCACAACCUGCUCUACGCCUACCGCUCGCCCGAGUGCUCGCGCGCCGACUGCAUGAUCUACCUGGAGGGGUUCACGGUGUGCGCGGCGGGCGAGGUGAAGUCCCGCGCGCACGCCUUCAAGGUGUACCACACGGGCGUCGCCUUCUACUUCGCGUGCGAUACGCGCGACGCCAUGCUGGCGUGGAUACAGCUCAUCCACCGCGCCACGCUGCUGCCGUCGCUGCUGACGUCCGCGAUGGAGUUGUCGAAGCAGUUCUCGGAGACCGAUUACUCGGAGACGGAGUCGGACAACGAAACCUCCGAGAGGCGAAACGAACGCGAGAGGGAGAGGGAGAAGGAGAGGGAGAGGGAGAAGGAGAAGUCGAAAUUCGGUUCCCUGAAGAAGUUGACGCAUCGCGCCGGACGGAGCGAGUCGCAGGAGAACGUGAACCAGGCGGCAGCCACCAGCCUCGACAGGAAGUAUCUGAGGUUCUUCUCGAGAGCCAGGCCCAAAGAUGACUCUAAAACUGCGAAGGGCAAGCAGUCGGGCGUGCCGGUGCCCACGGAGCACUACCGCAGCUACCGGCGCGUGACGCCCGACGCGUCCCCCGCGCCCCCCGCGCCCGCCGCCCCCGCCGCCGCGCCCCGCGCGCCCCCCGCGCCCAACAAGCUGCCCAAGCCCAUCAACUACAUACACGCCUCCAACCCGAACUUGCUGGACUUCGAGAAGAGCGAUUUCGUGACCAAGCCGACCAUACAGGUGCCGAAGCCGAAAGUUCACAAGCCGGACAACUUCGUCGGCUUCGUGACGCUGGAGGAGUUCAUGCUGAAGAAGCAGGAGGAGGAGCGGAGACAGGCGCACUGCGAGCGCGCGCCGCCGGGGGCCGCGGGGGGCGCGGGCGGCGCGGGGGGCGCGGGGGGCGCGCGCGAGCUGCAGCGCCGCCUCGACCGCAUCGUGCCCGACGUCAUCUACGGCGAGCUGUCGCAGCGACACGACGACGGGUACGAGCCCGUGGGGCCGCGCGCGCCGCGCCGCGUGAGCGCCGACGCGCACUGCGGGCCCGCCGCCGACGCUCGCGCCGACUCCCCGCAGACGCCACCGACGCCGGCCGCCGCCGAGAGGUUAUUUCUUACCUUUACGAUUCCUAGUAUGAAGUAAACGAGAGGGGACCCCGUCGGUAAUAUCUGAGUCGGCGAGUUCGAUCACUACUGAUAUUGAAGAACUAAAUUGUACUGGCAUUUAUUCAUUACGAUUUAGUUCUCAAAAGACAUCCCCCGGAUGUCUUUUUAAGGACCUCUGUAUCCAUUGUAUUGUUAAGUGCGGGAGAAGGUUUGUGUGCUAUACAAUUUUAAAAUUUCGCACGGCUACAGCCGUGGAUUCGGCUAGUUAAAAAUGAAUGAUCGAUAAUAUUCAGUUUUAUUGCUACCCAGGAGUAAUAUGUGCGGCAGAAUAAGAUAACAUCAAAAUCUUCGAUAUAUUUCUUAGCAAACAGAAAAUUUAAACGAAUGCCGAUAACACGUCAUGUUUGGCUCUUUCGUACCUAACUACGAAAGAGAGAGUCCGGAGUGACGUGACGCCCCUCGUGUUACGUCACCGCACAAGUCCGCAGAUGUCCGGCGGGCGGAACGGCGCCGUAGAGCCGCUCUGACGUCACAGUGUGUUCCGCAGCUCGGGCGGGGUGUCGCGCCUGCGGCUCAUGUUCGGCGCGCGACGGGACCUGCAGCGACAGGUGACCACUCCACUCGUGCUAAUUGUAGAAAGGCGGGCGAGGCUGAC